UUGAAUUUCAAUAUCCAAAGUCGAUUCAAGAUGGCGACAGUGACACAUUCAUGGGGCUGUCAAAUUGGCUUCGGAUCCGCCUAAAUUUCAACUUUUUACAACUCUUUUCAUAAACACAUCACUAUUAUGAGAUCUACAUAGAUAAUAGGUCCAAUCCAGGCCUAGAAAAAAUGGAAGCACGAGUAGAAUACAAUUAUGUGGCACAAGAGCCAGACGAGCUGACUCUGAAGAAAGGAGAUAUCAUUAAGGAAAUAAAAGUAAUGUUCGGAGGAUGGUGGGAGGGUACCUUGAGGGAUAAACGAGGCAUGUUUCCCGACAACUUUGUCAAGGUAUUGGAACCGUCAUCUCCGGGUGGAGGUGGAGAAGGGAACUCGAGUUUAGAAACCGAAGAUGUCACCCUACGUAAUGGGGCAUCAGCUGCAGAUAGGGGAAAGAAAUGGUGCAAAGUUUUAUUCAAUUACGAGCCUUGCAAUGAAGAUGAACUAACGCUCAUACCUCAAGACAUGAUAGAAUUCUUAGGCGAAGUAGAAGAAGGAUGGUGGAAAGGCAGGCUCAGAGGACGCAUUGGUGUCUUUCCAUCUAAUUUUGUCUCAUCUCCUGCUUUCGAAGAACCGGAAGCAGUUAAGGAGAGAGACAAGAAAGAACUCUGUCGAGUUAUAUUCCCUUAUGAAUCCGUCAACAAAGAUGAACUGACCCUUGUGGAAGGUGAUAUAAUUACUCUCCUUUCCAGAGAUGCACCUGAUAAGGGCUGGUGGAAAGGAGAGUUGCGAGGCCAAAUAGGAUUGUUUCCGGAUAAUUUUGUUGAAGUAAUCGGUGUAAAGGGUGAUCAACAUCACAGUCAGGAACAAAGUCAAGCCACUUCAAAAUCCAGUACGAAACCUUCACAUGGUACUAAAAAAAGUGAAAAGGCACAUAUAAGGAAAAGUUUAAAUUCCCGAAAUAUUCAUACAGAAAGUUCUAAAAAAUCAUCGUUAUCCUCGUCCGUGUCCUCGUCGUCGACACUGAUCGGCAUUGUAGGAGGAAGCGGUGAUAAGAAGAUAUCCGGCAAUCAUUCACUGAUGUCGAGCUUAAAGCGAAUUGUUGGCGAAGAAGGGAGUAACAACGAUAAUGGAGCCACUACUACAGGUUUGGAUGAAGAGUUGGAUGGAGUAGAACGAGGGGAAGGAACACCACUUUCGCAUUUAACAGCUUCUCGAGCGAAAGCUCCACGUCGACGUCUACCCUCAACGCAGCACCUUCGCCAAACUAGCAUUUCCGCUGCUCCUCUUCCACCCAAUAGUAGUGCCGCAAAUGUUACGACUACUACGGAGGAUAGCCUAGCAAAUGGAAAUAUUGAGGCUACUUCUGAACAGUUGCGCGACAAGGAUACAGAGGGUCCUACGGGAAGGGUAAAGCGAUUCUCGCCGUGGGUGGAGGAGUUAAGAAUGAGUCAGAUGGAGAGAAUGAAGGUUAGCUCGGUCGAUAGGGUCGACAAGGUGGAAGUCAAGAAAGAAAAAGGCUACUCACGAUUAAUGACAUCCAGUACUGCAGAGAGUGCAAUAAAGCCUGAUCCAGAUGCUGAAGAUACCACUCCGAAAGAAAAGGAUAAAAAUCAGAGAAUUGAGUCUUCAAGCCUCCCCGAACCACCUACAUGUCCAGGAACGGCCACUGCGUACGUUCCAUAUAUCCUUUACAGUCAACUCUUGGAAAGGGUCACCAUGUUGGAGGAGAAACAGAUAAUUCUGCAACGAACGGUCAAUCAGCUCUCCGAACAGCUGGUUCCCCUCCUGGGUAAUGUCUCGACCAACAACAAAGCAUAAAUAAUUUCUACCGCAUUAAAAAUUCGCCGUGCAUUCCCUCCCUCGGGUAACCGACGCUGCUCUGCUAAUUCUCUGUCACUACUUCUAACAAUUAACUAUUAUAACUAUCACUAUUAUUUUACAUUCGUUGUUAUUACGUAUUUAUUAGUGCUGGUGGCAGCGGUUAUUGUUUGCCUUACCAUUGCGAUUACAGUAUUCUUCCGGUCCUUAGCUGAAAGCACAACAUUCCACGCGACGUUUUACGCGGCCUCCCUUCAAUUUUUUGAUAUUCGCAUUUUACCGCUCUUUUUAACGAUCUCACCGCUACGACUGCCAUGCGUCUUGUUUGCGUCGUCGCGCUUUGUAUUGCGACACAUCUCGGUAAUCACGUCCAGCAAGAUUUCUUUCUAAUAUCUUAGCGAUACGAACAGCAGGAAUAAAAAAUUCCGCAGCUCUUCGGUUCACUUCGGUUAAUGAUUGAGCGACAUAUUGCCAACGGAUUACGUGGUAUGAGUUAAAAUACAUAAUAAUAGAGUUCACUUGAUCGCAAGUGGAUGGUUUUUUUGUUGUGUAAUGUCUGGCUCAAUUUUUGGCUCAGCAUGGUACAGAGUACUAAUUCUGUCAUUGCACAGGUGCUUUCUAUUUUAUUAAAUGUUCAACAUUCACGCGAGCACCGGACACCCUAGAAUUUUUGUUAAGUACUUAAAAUGCUUGCUCGAUGUCGGUGGAUACACGUGAUUUUCGUUUCCACCAAAUCGCUGCCUCAUAACGAUAAAGAAAAGAUGGUGAAUAUACGAUAAGUUUAACAAGUAAUCCGACUGUGCCAAUAUCGUAACUCACACGGUUUAUUCUGUAUCAGUGAUGCGUUCGAUCCGGUGAUUAGACUAAGAUGACGAUUCGGUCAAACUGUGUCAGCCCGUUGAAAAGGAAAAUGUAAAGGAACACAGAGGAUUUGAGAUAUUCGCGAUUAGACGAGCAACAGAAUCCAUCGCGCCGUAAUCGUUCAAGUAAGAUGUAAUUAGAGCAGGGUACCUGUUAGGAGUUCGAUACAUGAUUUGCUUGAAAAUUAAACCUGCACUUUGUUUGACGUUAAUUGAAAGGAAACAAUUAUAUUCUACGAAUAGGAUGAUUAUUAACGUGAAUAUUUGUUAAUAAUGACCUCAGGACAAAGUACAAACCUAAUUUUAAAACACAUUUGGCAUGAAACUAUUUUAAGUACCCAGCUCUGAAUAUAACAGGACAUAAUGCAGCUUCAACGUGGUUAUAAUGGUGCUAAUCAGUGGUAGACGAUAUAAUUAGACGUAACAAAAAAGAAAUGGCAGUGUACGAGUAGAACCCUUCAUUAAUCAAUGUAAUAUUUGUGAGUUGUGAGAAGCUAGGUUGUCGAAGGCACGUCGCCUCUCAAUAUCGACCGAUCCUCUAUGUCGCUUUAUAUCUAAACGAAAAUCAAUCGUUUUGUACUUUUAUAUUGUGCAACAAUAUUGUAAAAUUGAAUUAGGCCGUUUAAACUCGUGCCAGCGAAAACUGGCGGAGCUGCUCCUCGGAGGAUGCGCUCUUGAUUAAUAUUAUUAUUUAUUGUGUCCUAAAGUGGGCGUAGAUUCCACCUAAUGUUGUCCUCGAUAACGAAGGCCAUUUCUUCUAACGGAUGGCGACGUAUUUAAGCUGGAGUUUCGUUGCUUAAAAUAAUUUUAAGCUAUUUACAUUCCGUCGAUUUUCAUAUUUGUUGUAGUCCAAGAAAUACCUAGCUGUACGACUGGAUGCAAUGGGUCGUAACGAUUUGUCUACCACGCAGACAAGAGAUUUUAGCAUGUCCAAGAGUUGUCGAGUUUCCUCGAAUAUUAUCCACCUAGGUACAAUUUGCAAGUAAGACGCGAAUCCGCGACGACGGGUCUCGGCUAACAACUGGCAAAUCAAACCGUAUAUCCCGUUUCGUUGGUUGGAAUGCAGUCUGCCGCUUUUCUUUCCGUUAGAUCAUUCCUAUUCACAAGAGUCCUGCUAAGAGUGUUAACUGGAUGUGGGUGCAGCUUAGACGCUACAAUGUUAGCAUAAAUACAUCGUGAGGCACGAGUGCUACCAACAAUGUGGUCGAAGGGAAGCGCCUCGACCUUAUCGUGGUUAAUCCUAAGCCUCUAGAACGUAAGACGAUAGUUACUAAAUGAUGUUAACAAAGAGUCGAAAGAGAAGGGCAGACGAAGGGGACUCGCUGAGAAACGUUAUAGAAUUUAUGUACAUACAUAGAGGACAGAAUGAGAGUUAUAUUUUUCUUUCCUCUUGUUUUCGCGCCAAACACGUCACACGGAGUCGUGCCAGAUUAUUCGUAUUUGUAUGUAAAUAUUUAACUGAAGUAAAUCUUUCUCUACGUACUUA
Molecule: messenger RNA, 4145 nt
Organism: Orussus abietinus
Lineage: Eukaryota; Metazoa; Arthropoda; Insecta; Hymenoptera; Orussidae
Product: SH3 domain-containing kinase-binding protein 1
Exons: 9
Coding region: 171-1799 (542 amino acids)
Molecular function (GO): protein binding
Source: RefSeq, a predicted model, not a curated record